GGAAAAAAAUGGCCUCCAAGAUGACAUGAAGGAAGAGAUCAUGAAAAACAUCAAGAAAAAAUUGGACGAGGACAUAAAUGCAGAUGUGGAGAAUGUAUUCUCUGUUCUUCCCUGGUAUACCAAGAAAGCUCUAAAGCGCGUUCUUUGCAUGAGUGCGCUAAGAAAAGUACCAAUGCUUAGCCAGAUGGAUGAAAAAGUUUUGAAAAUGAUGUGCGACUAUCUGAAGCCGGUGAAUUACCCAGAGGAUACCCUGGUUUUUCAGAUGGGAGAACCACUUGAUCGAAUGGUAUUCAUUACAGAAGGGUUUAUGUGGACUUACACGACUGCUACUGAGAGUGGUCAUUUUGGAAAAGCAACAGAACCGGCUACUUCUCCAUCCAUGGAUACCAACUUCCUCAAGAAGGGUGAUUCUUAUGGACACGCGCUUCUGCAUUUUGCAUCAUCAUCUCUUGCGGCACUUCCUUCCUCGGACGCAAAUGUCCGGUGUCACACAAACGUAGAGGCGUUUGUUCUCAUGGCCAAGGACUUGAGAAACAUAGUAACUAAAUGCGAAUUUUUGUGGCCUUUCGACUACAAUGCUUCUCAAGUUGAGGCGGCGGAACAGGUGGUGCCACUGGCACAGCCGUUUCCAGUAGAGGUGGGCAUAAGUCGGUGUGGGUCGAUUUAA
Messenger RNA from Rosa rugosa (rugosa rose), 667 nucleotides. RefSeq names its product cyclic nucleotide-gated ion channel 1-like. The transcript is spliced from 2 exons. The record is from RefSeq and is a predicted model, not a curated record. NCBI's taxonomy places the organism in Eukaryota, Viridiplantae, Streptophyta, Magnoliopsida, Rosales, Rosaceae. The coding region runs from base 26 to 667 and encodes 213 amino acids.